CAUACUGACGAUGAGGGUCGUAUCUGUUUCACCGGUUCCAUCAAAGACAUAACUUUUAUUCCCUUUAAUCCUAUUUUUGAGAAGGGGUUAAAUUUCUGCCUUCUCAGUUUAAAACAUGCACGACUGUAAGUCUUGUAGAAACGUUUGCGUACCCAUGUGAAGUCAGCUUCAAUUUGCUUUAACAGAAAAUUGCGCAGCUUUAUAUUGGUUUAUGUUCAUUGCUUCAUGGUGCUUAUAAGUGAAUCAAGUACAUACAGGUCUUUAGGUGAUAUAUAUCAAUUGUAUAUGUGCUAUAAAUAAGUCUUUUUCUGAGAUAAAAUUUAUCUAAUGAGGUUUUUCGCAAUUUUGUGGAACUAAACAAUACCAAACAAUGUUUCAAUCAAACCAAGAGCCUGACAUACCCGCGGCUCUAGGUUUACUUUCUCACCUGACCAACGAUGAACUGAAGGAACUAUUAAAUAACGAUGGAAAAUUUGAAGACAUCGUAAAAGAUAUAAAACAGUUUAAGGACUUGGAAACAGAAAAGGAAAUGUUAAUGGCAAGUAACAGGUCAUUGGCAGAAUUCAAUUUAUCAAAACAACCAGAAUUGCAAGAUGGAAAACAAAUACUAAGAGAACUUAGUGAAAAAGGGACAAAUUUAUGCACUAGUGUUAAGGAUAAACUGGAUGAAAUAAGGGAAAAAUCUGGAGAGAUGACAGUUAAUACUGCAUUAGAUUUAUUACAAACAGCAGCAACUGAAAUUGAAGAAGAAUCAGAGACCAUAGCAGAGAAGUUUUUGGCUGGUGAUAUGGAAGUAGAUGAAUUUUUAGAGCAGUUUUUGUCCAGACGAAAAUUGAUGCAUCUACGAAAAGUAAAGGUAGAUAAAUUAAGAGAGUUAAUAAGAAAAUCGCAUUCUGUCACUAGUGGUCCCGGUUACCCUAUCGCUAGUAAUUUUCCUGGUAUAGCACCUUCAGUCCCUUAUCCAACUGGACCUGUUUCAAUGCCAAUGCCUGUGCCAUCUGGUUUACCACAUUAUAGACCAUAUUAAGUUAUCUCCAAGAAAAAAAAA
This is a messenger RNA of Osmia lignaria (orchard mason bee), 1048 nucleotides long. RefSeq names its product vacuolar protein sorting 37B (gene Vps37B). NCBI's taxonomy places the organism in Eukaryota, Metazoa, Arthropoda, Insecta, Hymenoptera, Megachilidae. Gene Ontology annotation, cellular component: ESCRT I complex. The record is from RefSeq and is a predicted model, not a curated record. Gene Ontology annotation, biological process: protein targeting to vacuole; protein targeting to membrane; ubiquitin-dependent protein catabolic process via the multivesicular body sorting pathway.